AUGGUCUGUGGGAUCUACAAUAUUGCAACGGUGCUCAAAUCCCAACUCAAAUCCGUGAAAACUAAGUUCAAAUCGAAGAAAACCCUAACCAUAAAUCAAAGAGAAAUGAUACUCACGAAGGUCUCGUCCGCUUGCGAGUUUAAGAGGGGGGACAUAGAAUCUUCGCUGCUAGUUUCGCCGUCCUUCCAGGACACCAUUGCUGCGGCGGCCGUCGGCGACAAAUGGGCGGCGGAGGCGGUGGCAAACGCGCCGCGGACAGAGAAGAAGGCGGCCGAGAGAGAGGGGAAUGGACGAAUGGGUCAGGCUGGGUCGGGCCGGCUCGUUAGAAAUCAACCAGGUUUGCUCACCACCAAUCCAGAGUGCUUCGAAGGACUGGUGGCAUGCGCCGAAAAGAUAGGUGUGCCCCGUGGUUAUGGGAUGUUCAGGCACAUGCGGCAUGCUAUUGCAUUCGAUAGCGAGGAGACCAUCACAGCCAGAGUGGAGCACUUGAAGACCACGUUCAUGUGGACGGAUGGUGACGUGGGAAUUGUUGUUUCUAGGUUCCCAUUGAUGCUGACGAGGUCCAAAGAAUCACUGCAGCGUAGGUCUGAGUUCCUCAUCUCCGAGGUGGGCUUGGAACCGGCGUACAUUGCUCAUUGA
Triticum turgidum subsp. durum (durum wheat) is the source of this 639-nucleotide messenger RNA. The record is from the annotation of a GenBank genome assembly. NCBI's taxonomy places the organism in Eukaryota, Viridiplantae, Streptophyta, Magnoliopsida, Poales, Poaceae.